AUGUUCCGUAAGAAAGACGAGGAAGAAGAAGAAAAUGGGAAAAAUACCAAGGUACGACCUCAAGGGAAAAAGAAACUCGAGGUCCGAAAGAAGACUCAGCGAAACGAGUGUUCAUUACAUACUGCACUGAAAAAAGGACUGAUUGUGGACAACAUACUGCAAAAAACAAAAGGUGAAAUUGCUGAAAUUCUGAUCAACUUUUACGCUGAACUCCGAAGAAAAGAUGGUGAAUUGUAUAGUAGAUCUUCCAUGAUCAACAUCAGGUUUGGUUUGCAGAGAUUUUUCCAAAAAAUUAACUAUGACAUUAUUAAUGACCCAGAUUUUCGUCUAUCAAACGAAAUGUUCAAGGCAGUUUUGACCAACAUCAAACGAACUGGAAAGGGAACCACUCAACACAAGGAAAUUAUCAGCGAUGCUGACAUGGCAACAUUGUAUAGUAGCGGCGUCCUAAACGGAAACAGUCCACAGGGAUUGCAAUAUAAAGUUUUUCUUGAUGUGAUGUUCUACACAUGUAGAAGAGGAAGGGAAAAUCUGAGAAGUAUGAAGAAAACUGAUUUUGUUUUGAGGACAGAUGGCCAAGGAAGGAGGUAUUAUCUUAAUAUCGCUCAGUAUGAAACCAAAAAUCACAGAGGAAGUGACGUGAAUGACUAUGAUGCAUCUUCAGCAAGAAUAUAUGAAAUACCAGGUGAUGAGAAGUGUCCUGUGUCUAGUCUGGAGAAAUACCUCGGAAAACUGAAUCCAAAUUGUGAAAGUUUUUGGCAGAAACCGAAGCGCCAUAUCAACGAUUCAGAUGCUGUUUGGUAUGACAAUUCUCCACUAGGGCUAGAAAACCCAGUUGUUCCAACAAAUUCUUGUACCAGUACUUCAGAAAGUCAGCUCUUAAAUUUGAAUAACUGUGAAUUUGAGACUGUCAGUACCAAACAAUUGCUAUCUGAAGUCCUACAUGAUGAAAAUGGUUCAGAUUUGUUUGCAAAUGUUCCAGAAGAAAAGGAGAAUGUUAAAGUUUACCAAACGCCUCAAAACUCAUGUGGCACAUUAUUCAAAAAUGUCGGUCAAGUGCACAUUCACUAUUACAUGGGAAAAGAACGACAAAAGUAA
This is a messenger RNA of Saccostrea echinata, 1098 nucleotides long. RefSeq lists its product as uncharacterized. Lineage: Eukaryota; Metazoa; Mollusca; Bivalvia; Ostreida; Ostreidae. Bases 1 to 1098 code for a protein of 365 amino acids. The record is from RefSeq and is a predicted model, not a curated record. The transcript is spliced from 4 exons.